Messenger RNA from Thalassophryne amazonica, 4873 nucleotides. It is a transcript of the gene dna2, whose product is annotated as DNA replication helicase/nuclease 2. Gene Ontology annotation, cellular component: cytoplasm. Gene Ontology annotation, molecular function: 5'-flap endonuclease activity; single-stranded DNA helicase activity. Lineage: Eukaryota; Metazoa; Chordata; Actinopteri; Batrachoidiformes; Batrachoididae. The record is from RefSeq and is a predicted model, not a curated record. Gene Ontology annotation, biological process: replication fork reversal. The coding region runs from base 121 to 4344 and encodes 1407 amino acids. The transcript is spliced from 25 exons.
AAAGUUCGGUGCAAAAAGCCAGGCGUUAACGUUGCCGUUGCAAUAAACAUUAUAUUUUCCCUUAAAUCAGCAAAGGGCUGACCUGAAACAUUCAAAGAACUUGUGAUCUAAGCAGUCGCCAUGCACAGGACCAAACUGAAGAAAAACAAGGUGACACUGGAAGGGCAGAAGGACAUCUCAGCCUUCUUUUCCACCCAGAAACAGAAGGAUUUGUUACCUUCCACAAAAUUACCCAUAACUACCUUUGCACCUGCCAAGGUUGAACCUCAGAUCAAAGGUGGUGGAAGUUUAACAUGUAGACUGCUUGCCUGUUCCCCAAUGAAGAGGCACAUACUUGGAGACCUUGAAAACCUGCCCUCCUCCUCAGACCUCCUGUCUGUGCCUGAGACUCCCACCAGUCAAAUCCAGCUCAUUUCACAGAGAGACCAAAGUCUGUCUAGCCCUCAGCCCAUUCGAGAGUUGGUCAGUCUGGAGAAGCUCAUCCAGAGAUCCCCCGUCUGUCAAAGGUCUUGCUCCAAAGGGAAGAUGAUGCAAAGAAUGUCAUCUGUGGAUGGAGGAGCAGGACCUCAGAGCUCCCUGAAAAGACUUUUUAGCCCUCCUGAGUUGUCAGUUAAUGCCAAAAGGCAAAGAACGUCCAGCACAGAAACCCAAAAAACUGCUGUCAGCACCGCAUGUACCAGCCAAGACCUAACCAGGCCUGCUAAUGGCAGUGUGAAGGACACUUGUGUUUCCAGUGACACCAGCCAAGCAAAGGGUCAUUCUGAGAGAAUAGAAGAUCAGAGUUUCGGACAAAACAAACUAACUGAUAUUAAUGAUGAGAGAAAGUCCAUUUCACACCAUUCUUUGGGGCAACAUGAUAAGCACCAAGAGAGAUCUGAGGAAGAUGACAGAUCUGUAUUUACUGCAAUAGUGGAGCAUAAGGUGACUGAGGAGGAAACUAACAGAAAGCCAAACACUCUUCUGGAUGCAGAUGGUCGCAUGCAUAAACCUAGUUCACAACCAACCAGACAGAGUGCAAAAGGCCACGAGGUUGACCUUGUGAUGAAAGGCUUAACGAAAUCGGACACAACCUCAUCAGAGGGAGACUGUGUUGGCAUGAUGUCUUUGGAUCAAGAGAAAGUGCAAGCUGAAGAAAACCCAGGAGCUGUGCUGGCAGCAUUUCCUGUAGACGACUUGGAUGAGAAUUGGUUUGUGGAGCAUAAGAACUUUAGUGUGGACUUUGUCAAAGAGGACAAAUGCAGCAAAGAUCGUAAAGUUCCAGAUCAAGUGAUCCUUUCUGGGGGCUUGAAUAACCGCUACUGGGUUUUAGAUGUGGAAGAGAAACCUGGCCUCAAAAUACUGAGCAUUACAUGCUCCCGAUUUCUGCAUCCAACUGAGAUGUGUCUCCUGAAAGACGGGUGGGAGACAACACCAGUGAGCUGCAGGGAUGUGGUGCAUCUGGAGGGUCAGUGUGAUGGUGGUUCCUGGUUAAUUGACAAAGACCAAGGCUUCCUGGUUUUAUUUCCUGACUGCCUCGUCUCAGGUACCAGCAUCUCUAGCUCCAUCCGCUGCAUGAGACGUGCUGUGCUGGGUGAUAUGUUCAAGGGUAUUGAUGGUGGCUCGAAGCAGAUGCUGAACGGCACCAUGGUCCAUGGAGUGUUUCAGAGGGCUGCUAUGGUGAAAGAUUUCUCUUUGGAGACAUUGUCAGCUCUUGGGGAUCAGGCCCUGCGCAGCCCGCAGUACCUUGAAGACAUGUGCAGUUUGGGAGUGAGUCAGGAAGAGAUGAAGCAAGAAUUAUAUGAGUAUCUGCCAUCACUUCAGCAGUGGGCGAACGAAUAUCUCACCUCCCCAACGCCGAAAGCUGUCACCUUCAACAUUCCCAGCACCAGUGGAGCUCCAAGCAGGUGGCAGGAUUCCUCAACAGCUGUUGCCACGAUUACAGAGUUGGCAGACAUUGAAGAGAAUAUAUGGGCACCGCGCUUUGGUCUGAAAGGAAAAAUUGAUGUGACGGCACGAGUUCAAAUCCAGAAACCACGAAGCACUAUCCACAACAUCAUGGAGGAGAGGAAUGUCCCCCUUGAGCUAAAGACUGGAAGAGAAUCAAACUCUAUAGAACAUCGGAGCCAAGUGUUUCUGUACAUGCUGAUGAGUUUGGAGCGAUAUAAUCCUGAAGCUGGCUUCCUGCUUUACCUCAAGACUGGAAACCUACAUCCUGUGGUGGCCUCACAUGUAGACUACAGAGAGCUCCUGAAGCUGAGGAACACUUUGGUUUAUCAUAUUAACAAGAGUGUGGAGAAGGAGGCCGGGCAGAGCUUUUUAGCUCCUCUUCCUGACAUACUGACCAACAGACAGACCUGUCAGUAUUGUCCUCAGAAGAGAAAUUGUGCUUUGUAUCAGAGGGCACUGGAUCAGGGAUCUCCAGAUGUCUCUGAGGAUAUUGUGCAUGAUUUCCUGCUGCAGGAGACAGGUCACCUGACCUCAGCACAUUUGAAAUAUUUUUCUCACUGGCUGCUGCUCUGCUGCCUGGAGGCUGCUACUAUGGAGGCCAAGAACAACCGAAAACGUGUGUGGCUUCAGACAGCUGAGGAGUGUGAGAAGAAUGGGAGCUGUAUUGGGAAUCUGCAGCUCAGUGGUCCAGUUAUCGUCCAGUCUGACUGGGUUUUCCUCCACUGCUUCCAGCGCAACAGUAUGGCACUGCAGCAGAAUUUGUCAAACAUCGGUCUGGCCAGCGGCGAUCGCGUUGUUGUUAGCGAUCUCAAAGGACGUCUGGUUGGUCUGGCAGCUGGCUACCUGUGUGAAGUUAGCACAACGUCUGUCAGAUGUACAUUGGACAAAGACCUGUCUAAGUUCAGCAACGUGUUGUUCCGGCUGGACAGUGAUGAAGGGGUGGUGGCCCUCAGCACUCAUCUUAACAAUAUCUCAAAACUGAUGAUAAACUCUCAGGACAGUGAACGUUUAAGGGAGCUGGUUGUUAAUCUUCGGCCUCCAGAGUUUAUCUCCAACCUCAGUUCUGUUUUACCCAGAGAGGCCAAAGAAACUGUGGCCAACAUCCUCAAAGGUCUCAACAAGCCCCAGAAGCAAGCUAUGAAGAAGGUGUUAUUAUCCAAAGACUAUACAUUGAUUGUUGGUAUGCCUGGCACAGGAAAAACUACAACCAUUUGCACCCUGGUUCGGAUCCUGCAUGCGUGUGGGUUCAGUGUCCUGCUGACCAGUUACACCCACUCGGCUGUUGACAACAUCCUGUUGAAGCUCAAGCGUUUUCGUGUUGGGUUUCUGCGUUUGGGUCGGGGCCAAAAGGUGCAUCCAGACAUCCUGCCAUACACAGAGGAAAGUGCGAGGAAACGAGGCAUUCACACUCUGUCAGAACUGGAACAACUUUAUAAGCAGGAGCUGGUGGUUGGAACCACCUGCAUGGGCAUCAAGCAUCCCAUAUUCUCACGUCGCAGGUUUGAUUUCUGCAUUGUGGAUGAAGCAUCACAGAUUUGCCAACCUGUGUGUCUGGGACCCUUGUUCUAUGGCAAGAAAUUUGUCCUGGUUGGAGAUCACCAGCAACUGCCACCAAUAGUACAAAAUCAGGAAGCUCGGUCACGAGGAAUGGACGAAAGCCUGUUCAAGCGACUGGAAUGCCAUAGUGAUGCAGUGGUCCGCCUCAAUGUGCAGUACCGGAUGAACAAGCAAAUAAUGUCUCUCAGUAACUCUCUGAUGUAUGAUGGCCGGCUGGAGUGUGGUUCAGAGAGAACGGCCUCAGCCCUGCUCAGCCUGCCUUUCCUGCUUUCUGUCCAAUCAGAACUCAAUUCCUACGUUAAGACUCACCUCGAGCAGGAUCUGGCCUGGAUAAGGGAAACUUUGUUGCCUUGCAACCCUGUUUGCUUCCUGGACUGCUCAAUGGUGCCGGCGCUGGAGUCUGUGGAGCAGGGGGGCAUAAGUAAUAAUACUGAAGCUGUGCUGAUACACUUGCUGCUUUCACUGCUGAUAAAGGCAGGCUGUAAGCCCGGCGAUGUGGGAGUCAUCGCCCCCUACAGGCAGCAGUUAAAGUGCAUCUCUGCUCAGCUGCAGUCCUCUGCUUUCAGCGGAGUGGAGGUGAACACCGUAGACAAAUACCAAGGACGGGACAAGAACCUCAUUGUGUUUUCUUUUGUCAGGAGCACUGCAGAGGAAGGAAAUCUGGGAGAGCUGCUGAAGGACUGGCGGCGCCUGAAUGUGGCGAUAACCAGAGCAAAACACAAGCUUCUAAUGGUGGGCUCCGCUUCUACACUACGACGCUAUGCACCCGUGGAGAAACUACUCACUCAUCUCCAGCAAGAGAACAUGAUAAUCCAACUACCUCCAGCUGCCCACAACGUUUUGCCCAGCAUGCGCCUGUAGCAGGAUGGUAGUCAAGUGGCUCUACAAAGGCUGUGAUCACUUAUGAGGCACCACUUUUUUAUUUAUAUUUUGUACAUCCAGUGCAAGAUGUCUAUCAAACCUCUAAUGAAAAAUGCUCACCGAUGUUCUGUUGAUUUUUAAAUGGUUGAUUCACUGUCAUUACAAGAUGGUUUUCCCCAGUUAAAUAUCGGGAAAUUGGUUUUAUUUAAUGGCCCAGACUUUUUUUUCUAAAGUCAGCUGGUUCUCAUUCAGAGGUGUCGCACAGUGUUGUACCAUUAACAAACCUCAUUCUUUAAUUCAUUUUUGUCAACUGGUCCUGCUGAUUGUGUUUGUGUCAUCAUAUACAGUUAAUUGUAACAAAUGAUUACAAUUUGCUUUUCCCAUUUAAACAGUCUGGUUUUGUAGGUCUCGUUGACAUAACUACAUUUCUUAGUGUACGAGGGCUGUCCGUAAAGUAUAGGUCCUUUUUAUUUUUUUCAAAAACUAUAUGGAUUUCAUUCAUAUGUUUUUACGUCAGACAUGCUUGAAC